Molecule: messenger RNA, 573 nt
Organism: Tetrahymena thermophila SB210
Lineage: Eukaryota; Ciliophora; Oligohymenophorea; Hymenostomatida; Tetrahymenidae
Exons: 1
Source: RefSeq, a predicted model, not a curated record
AUGAGAAAUUUUUAAUCUUCUUGGCUGACUUCAUCACACUAGAAACACAUAUAAAUCCUUUUUAUAUUUUUGAGAUUCUUUUCUAAUUUUCUUUAAUUAUCUAAAUUUAUUAAUUUUUUAAGCUUCUUGCAAGAGAAUAUAUCUAAAAACUAUGAAUUUACAUAAUUUUUAUAUUACUAAUAAAUAAAAAUUAUACAACUCAGCAAUGCAAGAGAAAAAAUUGAAAACUUAAAUAUGUGCUUAUCAGAAUUGUUUAGCCAUAACCCAACAUAAAUAAUAGUAGUAUAGAGUUUCAUGAAGAAGAGCAUUGUGUUUUAAGCAAAGAAAAAUCUUGAUCCUACCUAUAGUAUUAAGUCAUUUUCAGGGUAAAUAUAUAUUGAGAACAAGGAAGAAUCAAAGUGGACUAACUAAAGAAGGCAAAAACAGAUAGAAAGGAAUAAUGAUUUAAUCAUAAUAUAGUUGUAUAUACAAAAGCAGACUAGAGGAAGCAGCUGUAAUAAAGUUAUUAAGUACUCCUAAUUUGGGUGUAAUUAAUCUAUAACUCUAUUAAGUAAAAUGUAAGAAACAAAAUGA